This is a messenger RNA of Phymastichus coffea, 7750 nucleotides long. It is a transcript of the gene Khc, whose product is annotated as kinesin heavy chain. Gene Ontology annotation, biological process: mitotic spindle organization; microtubule-based movement. Lineage: Eukaryota; Metazoa; Arthropoda; Insecta; Hymenoptera; Eulophidae. Bases 381 to 3293 code for a protein of 970 amino acids. The transcript is spliced from 13 exons. Gene Ontology annotation, molecular function: microtubule motor activity; microtubule binding; ATP binding. The record is from RefSeq and is a predicted model, not a curated record.
CCACAAGGUGCGUGGUGGCGGCGGCGCAUGAGCUUCGCGCAUCGUUUCGGUCGUCAGUCUGGCCGUCCGCUGCUGACUGCGCUUGUGCUGUAUAUUUGCUACGUGUGCCUGGCUGUACUAGUCGGCCAUCUUGCAUAGUAGUUGGUGAGUGCGUGUUUAUAUGCAUGUGUGCAUGCUGACGAGUGAGUGAAACUGUACGCGUUAAGUCGUCGUUGUCGUCGUCGUCGUCGGGUUGGCGCGGCAGGACAGAACGACAGCCGAGGCCUUCAUGCUGCUGCUCAAUUAGCUGUCUUCUUCCUUUCUCUCACUGUCAACUUUACUUAAGCUAUCCUUUCUACGCACACUGGGUUGGCAGGCCCACUUUUAUCGAAGAUUAAAACAUGGCUGCGGACGUUCCACGCGAGCGAGAAAUCGCUGCUGAGGACAGUAUCAAAGUCGUCUGUCGGUUUCGACCGUUAAACGACUCCGAGGAAAAGGCUGGAUCCAAAUUUGUCGUCAAAUUUCCAUCUGGCGGCGAUGAAAACUGUAUUUCUAUUGGUGGAAAAGUAUAUCUUUUCGACAAAGUAUUCAAACCAAAUGCGACGCAAGAUAAAGUCUAUAAUGAAGCAGCGAAAUCUAUUGUUACUGACGUCCUCGCUGGUUAUAAUGGAACAAUAUUCGCCUAUGGACAAACUUCGUCAGGUAAAACCCAUACAAUGGAAGGAGUUAUUGGUGAUCCAAAUAAACAAGGUAUCAUCCCUCGAAUUGUCAAUGAUAUUUUCAACCAUAUCUAUGGAAUGGAGGAGAAUUUGGAAUUCCACAUCAAAGUAUCAUAUUUUGAAAUUUACAUGGACAAAAUUCGAGAUUUACUCGAUGUGUCGAAGGUUAAUCUGAGCGUACACGAAGACAAAAAUCGCGUGCCUUUCGUAAAAGGUGCAACGGAGCGUUUCGUAUCCAGUCCCGAGGAAGUAUUUGAAGUGAUCGAAGAAGGCAAAUCGAAUCGUCACAUAGCCGUGACGAACAUGAAUGAGCACAGCUCGCGGUCACAUUCAGUCUUCCUAAUCAACGUUAAGCAGGAAAAUUUGGAAAAUCAGAAGAAGCUCUCAGGCAAACUGUACUUGGUCGAUUUGGCUGGUUCAGAAAAAGUUUCCAAGACUGGAGCUGAAGGAACGGUGCUUGAUGAAGCUAAGAACAUAAAUAAAUCGUUAUCGGCCCUUGGGAAUGUUAUCUCGGCUUUGGCUGACGGAAACAAGACACACAUACCCUACAGAGACUCCAAGCUCACACGUAUUUUGCAAGAGUCGUUGGGUGGUAACGCGAGAACAACAAUCAUUAUUUGCUGCUCGCCAGCUAGUUUCAAUGAGUCUGAGACUAAAUCGACCUUAGAUUUCGGUAAACGAGCUAAGACAAUCAAGAAUGUCGUUACGGUGAACGAAGAGCUGACAGCUGAAGAAUGGAAACGAAGAUACGAACGCGAAAAAGACAAAGCUGCUAGGCUUCGAGGCAAAGUCGAAAAGCUCGAAGCUGAAUUGUCACGUUGGCGAUCAGGCGAGACUGUUAAACCGGAGGAACAGGUCAAUUUGCACGAAAAUUUGGAUGUUACCACGCCGGUUGCACCUGUCGCCGAAAUUCCAAUUCGAGUGGACGACGGACCAUUGCCUGCAACUCCAGGUGGUGGUCUCAUGGCUGGUUCACUCUCGAACGAAGAACGUCAGAAGCUGGAGGAAGAACGCGAACGUCUGUACCAACAGCUCGACGACAAAGACGAGGAGAUCAACCAACAGUCACAGUUUGUUGAAAAACUAAAGGAGCAGAUGGAAGAGCAGGAAGAGCUUAUUGCAAGUGCGAGACGCGACUAUGAACAACUGCAACAGGAGAUGAACAGGAUCCAGCAGGAGAAUGAAAGCGCUAAAGAAGAAGUGAAGGAGGUGCUGCAAGCUCUUGAAGAGCUUGCUGUCAACUAUGAUCAAAAAUCACAAGAGGUCGAGGCCAAGAACAAGGAGCACGAGCAAUUGACUGAGGAGUUGUUAGCUAAACAAGCUACUCUGAAUACAACGGCUGCAGAGCUGCAACAGUUGCGUGAUAUGUCUGCUCAUCAGCGCAAACGUAUCGCAGAGAUGUUGACAAAUCUCUUGAAAGAUCUAGGUGAGAUUGGCGUUGCCAUUGGCGGCGACGAGAGCCUGAAAGUACUUCCCGACAGCAAUGGAAAACUCGAAGAAGAGUUUACUGUGGCUAGACUUUACAUCAGCAAGAUGAAGUCUGAAGUGAAGAAUCUCGUACAGAGAUGUCAGGGAUUGGAAUCCAACCAAUCAGAUUGCAAUAAGAAGGUAUCUGAGUACGAGAAGGAGCUUGCCGACUGUCGUCUAUUGAUCUCGCAGCACGAGGCUCGCAUGCAGUCUCUGCAGGAGAUGAUGAAAGAGACGGAGGCCCGCAAACGUGCCUUAGAGGAAGAUGUGGAUGCGAUGCGCGAGGAGUGUGCUAAAUUGAAGGCCGCUGAGCAGGUCCAGGCGGUCAGCAAUAAGGAGAAGGCCGAAGAGAAAGAGGCUGCAACUAAGAUGCGACUUGCUCUUGAAGAACAGAUGGAUCAGCUCAGAGUUGUUCAUCAAAAACAGGUGGCAACCUUACGAGAUGAAAUUUCUGAGAAACAGGAGAUGAUUAGUGAAUUGAAGGACAUGAAUCAGAAAUUCACUCUGGCUCAUCAACAAAUGCAAGCGGAUUAUGAGCGAUUGAAGCAAGAGGAGGCUGACAAGUCUGUCAAAUUGCAAGAACUUAUGCAAUUGAAUGAGCGACGUGAACAGGCGAGAAAAGACCUGAAAGGCCUUGAAGACACAGUUUCAAAAGAGCUUCAAACUCUGCACAACUUGCGCAAACUAUUCGUUCAAGAUCUCCAGGCUAGAAUUAAGAAAUCAAUUAUUACCGAAGACAAUGAAGACGACGGAGGUUCGCUUGCACAGCGACAAAAGAUAUCCUUCUUGGAAAACAAUCUCGACCAACUAACUAAGGUUCAUAAACAACUGGUGCGAGAUAACGCAGAUCUGCGUUGUGAGCUACCUAAACUAGAGAAGAGGUUGCGCGCAACGAUGGAGCGUGUAAAGGCAUUAGAGACGGCACUACGUGAUGCCAAGGAAGGUGCAAUGCGCGAUCGCAAGCGCUAUCAAUACGAGGUCGACCGGAUCAAGGAGGCCGUGCGACAGAAGAACUUGGCACGUCGUGGACCUAGCGCCCAAAUUGCCAAGCCCAUCCGGGCUGGUCAACACCAUACUUAUGUCGGUGGUAUCAAUUCCAUCAGGACUGUCAGUAAUCGAGGUGACUAAGGCGUACAGUUCCGAUCAGUAGAGCUUCACUAUGUGGACAACAAUCCGCGCUCAUAAUCUGGGCACAAACGCCGAAUCAUAGACAAUGCCAAAACGAACUUGUCUUCACUCUUUUACAGAAAACGAGCGCAAUAGUGCUUUUGCAAUGGACGAUAAAAAAUUUGUUCCAGACGCGAACCUUAUUUAUAAUUCAUACGCAUAAAUGAAACGGAGGAAAGGAAAAACCACAAUACGUUGCUGUAAUGCUCCAGUUGUCUGAUUAAAGUUCGCAGCGAAAUCAUUACGCAAAUCUAUUAUGCUAUGAAUAUUAAUUGUCAUUAUUGAUGAUUGCUAUUAUUAGUACUACUAUUGAUUAUUGAUUAUUAGUACUAUUAUGAAUUAUCAUUAUUGAUAUAUUAUGAUUAUUGAUUAUUUUUAAUUGCAAUUAUUAUGUUAAGGUAACACAUUCACAACGAGCACUAUGUCGGUCACGUAAAAAAUGUUAGCUAAAGAAAGAAAAAAAAGUGAAAAAAAACAGAAAAUAAGAAAAAUAAUAAAACAACCAAUCCCGUGCUUGCAACACCACACUGCUGCAGCUGCUGAGCGAGACUACAUAGACAAUGAAUGCGAGCAAUGUAUACCGGGGGGAGUACGAGCUGAUGUGCCUACGUGUGCGGCGCGCGCUCGGUCAGUAUGAAUGUAUCGCUAUUUCGAAUGUCCUGUCGAUUUGUACAUAGCUCAUUUUUGAUAAAUUAUUAUUCUUAACUAUUAUUUAAUUAAAUGUGUGUCAACAAAAAAGUGAAGCAGGAGGAAAAUAUAAAUGGGGAGGUGGAUACACCUUGUGUAAUAAAGUAAAAUAAUAUAGACAUCACUCAAUGUGCACCAAAAUGAAAUAGCGGAUUGUGUAAUUGAUCUUCGUACGUUUGAGACUCUCGGAUUCUAUAUCGAGAGGGAAAAAUUGAUUAUGCCGAAAAUGCAACGGGGUAUUUAAUUAUAUUAAAUAGAGUAUUGUAGCAGAGCUAUAAGAAAAAAAGUGCAUUUGCAUAGAAGCUUUUCACUGCAAUGAUACCGACACUUCUUCGAUUGCUUAUAACGCAAAGCCCUACGUGCGAAAUCUGCACUCACAUUAAAGCGUAAAACAAGUGUUGAUCUUUCCUCCUGAAGCACAAGAGGCAGUGUUUUUUUACCUCAAUUUAUAAACGAAGAUUAAAUUCAGACGAAACCGCCAAGUGAUCGAAGAUAUUGCGUCUGUUGAUGUGCGCAAUUUAGCACUGAGAGAAGAAAAAUCUAAGUUUUUUGUAUUACAAGUGCACGAGAGAGAACAUCUACGUGGUUGUACUUUUUGUUGAAUCGAUUCUGAAAAGAAAAUUCCUUAUCUUGUACUGUCGUUCGGAGGGUUCACUUGACAUUUGGUCAAGUUUAGUCAACCUUUCCACCAUCGCCGUUUACAUUUCCUUUUUCACGAUCGAGGCGAGAAACUGAGCUUGAAUCAAGUGAUUUAUCGGAAAGUACAAGUUCGUAUAAUGAUUGCAAUGUAUGUCAUAUAAUCGUGCGUGAUAAUUUUCCUCCAAGGAUUCGUUUGUGGGUACUAGCGCACACGACGUCGUUGAUUUGCGAGAGCGCAGAGUUCCUAUCCGCUGAAUGUGUGUGCGCGUGUGAUAUGUAUUACGUGAUAUGGACGCACCUCUGACGUCGUGUCUUAAAUGAACGAUCGAUAAAUUUGCUUUCUCUUCUCUCCGUAAGAUAUAUCCGUUUGAUUGUGCGCCUCCAACGACGUCGACCAACGACGUCGAUUCGCUUUAUUACGAGCACGCGCCCGUCUCAUAUCUUGUAGCUUUUUUCGUUUCUUUGUGUGUAUUUUUGUCGCAAAAAACGAGAAUCGCGGAGCUGAUCCUGAGCAUUGGUUUUCUCAGUAGGUUUGCGAUUUUAUACUUAAUGCAAUAAAGCAUUAUAUUAUAUUAUGUAAAAAAUGAAACAUAUUGAUAGACUUGCGAUUAGUCGUUGGCAUGUAAUAUAUACAAUGAUUCGAUUGUAAAAAUCGAUUAUAUAUGCUUGCAUGGAGGAUAAAGACUAUAUAAAAACACUGGAGAACUGAAGUAAGUUGUAAUUUGCUUAACAAAAUAAUAAAAGAACUCUAACGAUUUUCUGUCUUCUGUAAAACAAUUGGUAAUGCUUACACAAAUAACUGAGGAAAUCUAUGUUCACGACAUGCUAUCAGCAUUUUCGAAUAAGAGUUUGCGACUGUCGCCGUGUUGCAUUUGUUUUUGCGCCGGCUAGCCUUAAUUUAUAAUUUAUUGUGCGUUACAACAAAUACUGUUCUGUUUCUCGAGUGCAGGUACUUGAAGCUAUGAAUUCUUAUAGACCGAUGUCAUCGUGCGAGAGAAAUAAAAAUGACAAAUGAAAAAUUGAAGGGUCUAUAGGUGUAUGGCGCGCGCUGUAGCCCCGUCCGUGAAAUGAAAACAUGAGGAAACAAGCUCGAUUUCAAACUAUUUAUUUUUAUCUGGUAUUGUAACACUGCAAUGUGCUUAAUAAAUAUUUUGCAUAAACAUAAUCAUACCUUGUUUUACCAUUACAAACUUUUCUUUCGUUCGCCUCUCGUCGUCAGUUGCAGUUUCCGACUUUUCUAUCGUACCGAUAUCAUCAGUCAUUUGUGCCUUUUCCUUUUUCAUUCAACUCAUCGUUUUUAUAUACACAAAUAAAGCAUCAACGCUGUGUUCAGAUUUUAGCUUGGCUUUGUCUUGACAAAAGAGCUUUUCUUAUUGGACGCGAACGGGGAAGGGUUGAAUUGCUGUCCCAAGCAUCAUCUUCGAUAGAAUUCAAAUAAAACAAAUUAAAGACGGAAGGGUUAGCCGUGCCCAUUCGUCCUCACGACAAGAGCGUUUUGAAUGUGAAUAGUUGAGCAGCUAUGCUAAUGAAAGGAUAGUAAAUCAUGUCGAAGGAGAAGGGAUCGAGCUUCAAGGUCGGAUUUCACUCUGAACAAUCGACAUAAUAAUUUCCAAUCCACGGGCGGUUGAAGUAAGAUAAUUCAGCGCAGAUGAUACGAGACGAGACGUGUAGGCUUAGCGCCAAACUUUGUAUCGUUGGCAAACGUCUUAACGAGCGCUGACGUAUUUAUCGAUGCGUCGUAUGCUGGUGUCUGCGGUCGCGUUUCGGCACCACCAGGACUCGCUCGGCUUCCGUGAUGCGCUCUGUUCUGACCUCGAUUAACGUCAAAAUUUGAUUCUCAUUCGUCCUAUGAAAGCAGCAACGAAAGCCGAUUUUCAAGAUCUUUCUAGAUUUGCGUUCGACCAAGUGAAAAAAUUAUAAUAUAUAUAAUCAUUGUGGCAGCUGGUCAGCACCUAGCGAUGAAUGUAUCUUUGGGUUACUUUUGAAGUGAGGCAUCACAAAGGGAUGCGCACCGCUCAUAGAAAUUACGCAUUUGUCGACGAGCACAAGGAGCACGAAAGUAAACUAUGUGGCAACACACAAAGUCACAAGAUUGCAGCGAGCCAUAAAUAACAUUGGACUAGUAUUUCCACGAGGAGCUUCGAUGCUCCAUUUCUCCCUGCAAUUUUACCAGUAGUUAUUUUUUAAAUUCUACCACGUCUGCUUUGAAUUGUGUAAUCUAAUGAUUGCUUCAGCAAGCACGUGCAUUUUCCAGUGUGUUUUGUUACCAUUCCUUUUGUUUCCUUUUUAGCGAACGCAUGCAUUGUUAUACGUCAUAGAUAGGAACCGCGAUUUGAAAGAACAGUCUCUUCGAGGCUGUUCGUUCUUAUACGGCAUUAAAUAUAUCAGCGUCGUAUAGGAUUGGCAAACAAUUGUUAUACUUAACUUGUUAUAGUGCUAUAAAACAAUUUGGAUUCGGAUGAAACUGUUCUGUGUGAAACGUAAUUAACGAGGCCGGAUUAUGAAUUUUAUCAAUUCUUCAGGAUAAGUCUAUUUAGAUAUUGUGAAUACAAGCUGUGGAAAGGCUAUAGCUAUAUGGAAUGUAAUGAUUAACUGUAUUACUUAAUGAAACCAUUAAAUUACAUUUCAUUGAUAUAAACGUGUUCUCUUGUGAUUUGCACGUUCCUUUAAUUAUUUUCAAAUAUGUACUUUGGUCAAAUUUCUAGCCUUUACUUUAAAUCAAUCGAUCUCUUUCCUAAUUUCUAUCGUCGACAGUAGACUUUACAGAAUUACAACUGAGUCAAUACAAAAUUGUCCUUGGUAUAUUUAAGCACGAUGGCACUAUUGGCACGAAUUGCGGUCUUUCAGUAAUAGUUACGAUAAGUUUGGCUGACUUAAUUAAUGAGCAGAGAGGAGACAGAAAGUAUCGUCAUCGAAGAUUUGGAGAGAGAGAAAGAGAUUUAAAAUUUAAAUAUUAAAUAUUAAAUUUAAGAUUUAAAUAUUUAAAUAUUUAAAGUUUUUGAUGUGUAUCUGACGCUCCACGAAUCAUGUUCGAUUAUCCUCUUUCUUUAUCUUUUAGUAAUUUAUAUAUAAGGCAUACAUAUAAUAUUACA